Molecule: messenger RNA, 1402 nt
Organism: Ichthyophthirius multifiliis
Lineage: Eukaryota; Ciliophora; Oligohymenophorea; Hymenostomatida
Exons: 6
Biological process (GO): protein refolding
Cellular component (GO): cytosol; cytoplasm
Molecular function (GO): Hsp70 protein binding
Source: RefSeq, a predicted model, not a curated record
AUGAAUUUUUAAUUUCAAUAAGAAAACGAAGACGAAAACGAAUGGGAAGAAGAAGGUGAAGAAGAUGAAGAAGAAGAAGAUUAUAAAGAAGAUAAUGAAAAAAAAAAUGCAAAUAAUAUAAAAGACAAUGAUACACAAAAACUUUAUGAUAUUUUAGGAGUUGAUAAAAAAGCAGAUAUUAAUGAAAUAAGAAAAUCAUUUAAAAAAGCUUGUAUUAAAGGUGAAUAUAGACAUCCUGAUAAAGGUGGAGAUCCAGAAAAAUUCAAAUUAUUAAAUCAAGCUUAUGAAAUAUUAUAAGAUGCUGAAAAAAGAGAUAUAUAUGAUAAAUAUGGUUUAGAUGGAUUAAAAUAAGGAGGUGGAGCAGGAGGAAAUGAUCCUUUUGAUAUUUUUAAGUAGUUUUUUGGAGGUGGAGAUGAUUAGAGAAGUUAAGGAUAGAGAAAAGCUAAACCAAAAUAAAUAAGUGUAGAAGUAUCUUUAUAAGAUGUAUAUAAAGGUAAAGUCUUAAAAACAAAAUUUAAAAGAAAAAGACCUUGUGAAAAAUGCGAAGGAAAAGGAGGUGCAAAUGCAAAAGUUUGUACUAUUUGCAAAGGAUAGCGAUAUGUUAUUAAAAUGGUAAAAUUAGGUCCUAAUACUUAUUCAUAAAGUUAAUCUGUAUGCGAUACUUGUUAAGGAAAAGGAGACAUUAUAAAAGAUGAAGAUAUUUGCUAAUGUUGUAAAGGAUUAAAAAUAGUUGAAAAUGAAAGAGAGAUUGAAGUUCCUAUAGAACCAGGUGUUCCUGAUUAAUAUAAUUGUUUAUUUACUGGAGAGGCAGAUGAAGGACCUGGAAUUAUGGCUGGUGAUUUAUAUGUUAAAAUUAUUAUAAAAAAACAUAAUGUAUUUGAAAGAAUAGGUGCUGAUUUAUAUAUAGAUUAAGAAAUUAGUCUUUUAGAAGCUUUAGGUAAUGUUUAUUUUGAAGUUAAACAUUUAGAUGAUAGUAUACUUAAGGUGGCUAGUCGAGAUUAUAUUCAUAAUGGAAAAAUAAUGAGUAUAAAAAAGAAAGGAAUGCCAUUUUAUAAGGAUAAAUUUGAUUAUGGAAAUCUUUAUAUUAGAUUUAAAGUUAUUUUCCCGAAAGAAUUAAGUCCUUAAUUGAUGAAUUCUCUUAAAUAAAUUUUACCCGGAAAAUAAUAAAAUUUAAUUAAUAAAAAUAAACAGUUUGAAUAUAUGUAAGAUUUCCAUGAAUGUGAUAUGAAUUAAAAUCCUAAAGGGGGAUAACAUAAAAAUGCAGAAGAUGAUGAUUAUGAAGAUGCUCAAGAUGCUCAUUAAACUUAACAUGUUUAAUGUGGAUAAUAAUGAUUUUUUGUUAUUAUUUAAUAUUUUUAUUUAUUAUUUUAAAGAUUAAUUUGUUAUAAAUAUUUUGCCGAUU